GAAGCGCGGCGCGAGGUCCCGGAUGUUUACUGUCGCUACCGGGAUGGAUGACUUAAACCUGCACUACAGGUUCCUGAACUGGAGGCGGCGGAUCCGGGAGAUCCGCGAGGUGCGAGCCGUCCGCUACCAGGAGAGGUUCAAGCACAUCCUCGUGGACGGGGACACCCUCAGUUACCAUGGGAACUCGGGCGAAGUCGGCUGCUACGUUGCUCCGCGGCCCCUGACCAGAGACAACAACUACUUCGAGGUGUCCAUCGUGGACAGCGGCGUGCGUGGGACCAUUGCCGUGGGCCUCGUGCCCCAGUACUACAGCCUGGACCACCAGCCGGGCUGGCUGCCUGACUCCGUGGCGUACCAUGCGGAUGACGGGAAGCUCUACAGCGGCCGAGCCAAGGGCCGGCAGUUUGGCACCAAGUGCAGCUCCGGGGACCGCAUCGGCUGCGGCAUCGAGCUGGUCUCCUUCGAAGUGCAGACGGCCCAGAUCUUCUUCACGAAGAACGGGAAGAGGGUUGGCUCUACCAUAAUGCCGCUGUCCCCCGACGGGCUUCCGGCCGUGGGCAUGCACUCGCUGGGCGAGGAGGUCCGGCUCCACCUCCACGCGGAGCUGGGCACCGAGGAGGACGACAGCAUCAUGAUGGUGGACAGCUACGAGGACGAGUGGGGGCGGCUGCACGAUGUGAAGGUGUGCGGCACGCUCCUGGAAUACGUGGGCAAGGGCAAGAGCAUCAUCGACGUGGGGCUGGCCCAAGCCCGGCACCCGCUCAGCACCCGCAGCCACUACUUUGAGGUGGAGAUCAUCGACCCCGGCGAGAAGUGCUACAGCCUGGGCCUGGCCCGCAAGGACUACCCAAAAAACCGGCACCCCGGCUGGAGCAGGGGCUCGGUGGCCUACCACGCAGACGACGGGAAGAUCUUCCACGGCAGCGGCGUGGGCGACCCGUUCGGGCCCCGCUGCUACAAGGGCGACAUCAUGGGCUGCGGCAUCAUGUUCCCGCGCGACUACAUCCUCGACAGCGACGGUGACAGCGACGACACCUGCGACACGGCCGACGUGAGAGCCAAGCCCCGCGGCGUCCGGAACGUCAUGUACCUGCACCGAGGAGAGGAGGAGGAGGAAGAGGAGGAGGAGGAAGACGACGGCGAGGACAUGGAGCAGGAGCACGAAGGCAAGAAGGUGGUGGUGUUCUUCACCCGCAACGGGAAGAUCAUCGGCAAGAAGGACGCGGUGGUGCCCGCCGGCGGGUACUUCCCCACCGUGGGCAUGCUGAGCAGCGGCGAGAAGGUCAAGGUGGACUUGCACCCGCUCAGCGGCUAGGCCCGGGGCGGGGGGGGGGGGGGGGGGGGGGGAGCCGGGGGGGCACUGGUGAAGCAGGUGCCCCACGGCCCUGCCUGCUCCCACCCCACCCUCCGGUGCCGCCCCCCCUUCCCGCCACCCCCACGCACUUUAACGCCUCUGCCCCGUGGCCCCUGGCGUUGGGGCACCCCCCCCCCACUUGUCCCCCUGUGUUAUUGCGGGGGGGGGGUCCCUAAUCCCCCCCCCCCCACCCUGGGCCCUUGCUGCCCCCCUGGUGCCCCUUUGGAAGGGCUUGGGCCUCCCCCCUCCAAGCCACGGUUACCCCACGGUGCCCCCCCCCAUGCCCCCACAAGGUGUGGGGGGGCAUAACUCUGUCCCACCUUGGGACAGAGUUAAGGGUCCUGUUCCCCCCCCCGCCCCCCCCAAUUCUUGGUGUCGCUGUUACCUCCCACCCCAAUUUUGUGAAUGUAAAAUGCCCCUCUGGGCCCCCCCCAUCCCAAGGGGCAGUGCCCCCCAUCUCCUUCCCCCAGGCACCAGCUGCUGCCCCACGGGGUGUGUGUACACGGUGGUGGUGGGGGGUGAACCUUGCCUGCCCCCCCCCCAGCCUCCCCGGCCCCGCUGUACCCGCGCCAGGGGCAGCGAGCGGCAGGGUCCGGCCCCCCCCCCGGGCAGGCGGGCGCCGGAAGAAGGAGCUCCGAAACGGUGGUUUUCUCUGUUGGCAUUUGCACAUGGUCGGACGAGGAGGAGACAAGGGGUCCCGCGUCCCCCCCCCCCCCGACAUCGCGAUAUAGCUCGGUGCCCCCCCCCCAUACAUAAUAUAUAUAUAUAUACACGUAUAUAUAUAUUAGAGACGUCUGACUAAAGCUCAUAUAAAUCCUUUCUUAGACAAAAA
Rhea pennata is the source of this 2186-nucleotide messenger RNA. Its product is annotated as SPRY domain-containing protein 3-like. The record is from RefSeq and is a predicted model, not a curated record. NCBI's taxonomy places the organism in Eukaryota, Metazoa, Chordata, Aves, Rheiformes, Rheidae. Gene Ontology annotation, molecular function: protein binding.